This is a messenger RNA of Bursaphelenchus okinawaensis, 3407 nucleotides long. The record is from the annotation of a GenBank genome assembly. Lineage: Eukaryota; Metazoa; Nematoda; Chromadorea; Rhabditida; Aphelenchoididae.
AUGUUGAAGGUCUUAUUGGCCUUUAGCUUGGCCUUGAUUGCCGUCAGUGCCGGCGAUGUGGUUACGUUGACCGAAUCCAACUUUGACGAUAUCAGCAAAUACGAGGUAGCCUUGGUCAAAUUCUACGCCCCAUGGUGAGUUGGUUAUUUUAUGUUUUUGUUGUGUUAGGAGUAGAAAUGCUACGAUAUGUAUGUGUUGGAAAAGUCAUAAAACGACUGUACAAGCAGCUCAAUCUUAGGGCAUUGAAUAUUGCUUUAAUUUUUAUCUAAAAUUAUUGUGUAGCCUUAAGUUUAGUAUUGUUUUGUUGGGAUUUACGUUUUUAACGUUUAAAAGGGAACAAUAUUAUGUUUUAAAUUAAUUUCUACAUUAUAUGCCUUUUCAACUUUUUUAAUCACUUUGUGAAAGAUGCCUGGGAAAGCAAAGCUAAUUCCGUGUAUAAAGACAGCUAAAAGCACGUUUAAUGAAUUUUAAUGAGUUUGUAUACAAUUAAUCAAAAUUUUUUGUAUUUGGUUGUCUUCGUAUAGCAAUGUAAAUGGUUGAACUUACAAGUGUAGACACGUUGCAAAAUAUUUAUUUUUAGUAUAUUUAGGUAUAAAUUUAGGUAACACUUAAUGACAUAAAUUGUUUUUAAGGUUAAAGCAAGUUUAAUUAGAGAUUAUUCAUAGUUUAAUGAACAUCUUCUCUACAAUAUUUUUACGAGACGUUUAAGAAAUACAGGUUAAAUAACAUUAUCACUAUAACUGUAAGGUAUUUGUUGUUGUGUUUAUGAAAAGCAGGAAUUGGUUCAUGUCUAAUAUAGAGUUGGUAUUUUAAAAUUUUGUUAUUUUGUAAAGUUAUGGACAAAUUUUACAAAGCCUUUUGGCUAAACUACUUUAGAAGUAAUAGUCUUUGUUUUAUAUACAGUUAGUUGUCUGUCGCGACAUAAUUUUUUGUCAUAUUUUGUAAAAAUUUGCAUAUUGGCAAAUUUUUUGGUUUGCUGUGUUAAUUUUACAUGCUUAAUUAUUAAAAUAGGUAUUCUUGUUGCCAUUACAUUAAUGUUUAUACAAAAUCAGAAAAUUUUCUCGAUUUUUUACCUAUUUUUGCUUUUUUCAAAAUCUUUAUUUCUUUGAGGAUAACGUUAAGGUUGAAUUUUAAAUGACAUGCAUUCCUACCAUGAUUUGGUAAAAUUUUUAUUUUUUUCAAUUUUUAAGACAUUUAUUUGACGUUUAAAACCUUUUUUUAAACUUAUUUGAUCAUUUUUCAAGUUUCUGUAUUUUAGUAGUAUUUUUAAAGUUAUGGUUAAAAAGUUGUCAUUAACUUGGUAAAAACACGAUAAAGUUAAUUUUUUGAAUGAAAAAUACCCUUAGAUUGGUUUAAUUUUAUUUUUUAUUCUCAUUAUAUUAAAGAUAAAAUGAAUUCAGCUGUUUGAAUCUUGAUCACACAGCUGAAUUCAUGUUUUUCUAAUCUUAUGCUUUAUAUAGUCUUUAAAACAUUUUUUGGUAGUGUGCUUUUGUCGUAUCAAAUGUCAUACUUUUUUAUAAAACUAAAACUUUAGUAUUCGAACUAUAACUUUUUAACGUAAAUAUUAGUUUUGUCUUUUUUACAUUUUUUAAUUAUGUUUUGACUUUGUUAAAAUCAUUUAAAGAUCUUUCAUUGAAAAAGUUGUUGAGUUCAAAGGUUUUUAGGCGUUAAAUAUUUGUUUUACGUUGUUAAAUUAGCAUAAGUUGACCAUAUAGAAGUAUUAGUGACUGAACUUACAAUUAGAUUAUUUUUUAAAAUUAGGACACAUUGAAAAAGCGUAUUGGUACUUAUAAAACUUUUAACAUUAGUUUUUAUAUUUGCAUAGUGUUCUGCUUGUUUGAAGCUUUCUUUGAAGAUAAAUUUAAUUGUUGGUCAACAUAUAGACUGAACAUAUUGACUUACUCUUCAACAUCAAAGCUUAUUUAAUAUUACAUUUAAAUUAACUUUAUAAUUUUAAGGUGCGGUCAUUGUAAACGACUUGCUCCUGAAUUCGAGAAAGCUGCCACGAAACUGAAGUCCAACGAUCCUCCAAUCACCUUGAUUGAUGUUGACUGUGACUCCGAGAAGGACUUGUGCCAACGCUUCAGUGUCCAAGGAUACCCAACCUUGAAGGUGUUCAGAAAUGGUGCUCUUUCCCAAGAAUACGAUGGUCCAAGAGACGCUGAUGGUAUCGCCAAGUACAUGAGAGGACAAGCUGGACCUUCCUCAAAGGAACUCACCUCAUUGGAAGAGUUCGAGAAGUUUGUCAACGCCGAGGACCAAGGAGUUGUUGGAUUCUUCGAAAGCGAAUCUAAACUGAAGGAUUCCUUCCACAAGGUUGCCGACACCGAACGUGACCGCUUCCGUUUCGCUCACACCAGCAACCCAGAAGUCUUGAAGAAGGCCGGUUUCACUGAUGACAUCGUUGUCUACGUGCCAAAGAAGUUCCAAAACAAAUUCGACCCAACUGAAUUCAAGUACGAUGGCAAUUACGAUACUGACAAGAUCAAGCACUUCUUGGUUCACGAGACUACUGGUUUGGCUGGCAUCAGAACUCCAUCCAACGAAUAUCAAUUCCAGAAGUUGCCUUUGGUCACUGUCUUGUACAACCUUGACUACGUUAAGGACCCUAAGGGUAGGUUAAUUAUUUGGUUGAUGAUAAAUUUUAAUCAUCGUGAAUAACUUUUGAAACUUAGUGAAUUCUAAUAACUUUUAUUUUUAGGAUCAAACUACUGGCGCAACCGUGUCUUGAAGGUAGCCACUGACUAUAAGAGAAAGGUGUACUUCGCCGUAAGCAACAAGGAGGACUACGCCAAUGAUAUUGAGAAGUUCGGUCUCGGUGACAGAAAGGAAUCCGACAAGCCUUUGGUCACCAUGCUCACCAAGGAUGGUCGCUUUGGUUUGAACGCUGAAUUCAGUGUUGAUAACCUUCGUCAGUUCGUCGAAGACGUCCUCAACGACAAGCUCGAGCCUUUCGUCAAGUCUGAGCCAGUUCCAACUGAACAAGGUGACGUCAAGGUUGCUGUAGCCAAGAACUUCAAGGCUCUGAUUGCUGAUGCCGACAAGGAUGCUCUCAUCGAGUUCUACGCUCCAUGGUGUGGCCAUUGCAAGUCCUUGGCUCCUAAGUAUGAGGAAUUGGCUGCCAAGUUGAGCGAUGAAGAUGUUAUUAUCGCCAAGAUGGACGCUACUGCCAACGACGUUCCACCAGGAUACGAUGUCAAGGGGUAAGGAGAUGACAUCCUUGACUUAAUACUUAUUGUUUUAGAUUCCCAACAUUGUUCUGGCUGCCAAAGGACACUAAAGUCCCCAUCCCGUACAACAAUGGACGUGAAGUCAAGGACUUUGUCAAAUUCAUUGCUGCCCACUCAACCGACGGUCUCAAAGGGUACAACAAGGACGGCAAGAAGAAGAAGAAGACUGAACUUUAA